This is a messenger RNA of Aspergillus bombycis, 2931 nucleotides long. Its product is annotated as cholinesterase. The record is from RefSeq and is a predicted model, not a curated record. NCBI's taxonomy places the organism in Eukaryota, Fungi, Ascomycota, Eurotiomycetes, Eurotiales, Aspergillaceae. The transcript is spliced from 6 exons. Bases 1 to 2931 code for a protein of 976 amino acids.
AUGUCUGGUGAAAUGGCCCUUCAACAACGGGGUAGUUCCGUAUCCUUUGACGAUAACAUUGAGACCACUAGACUCAGCCGGUUACAGCUGUUAGUGGUUGCUGGCAUAUACAUCGGUGUUCUCCUGGCAAGCGCGGGGGACACGUUGAUUGUUGCCGUUUACAAUUCUAUCGGCUCGGAUUUUCAUGAUCUCUCAGAAGGAGCAUGGCUGCUCGUGUCGUAUAGUCUAGGCUCUUGUGUUUCCUCUCCUGCCGUAAGUAGCUUCCGAGCAACUUAUCUUUUGCUUUCGUUCCGAAUUAACACGAUCACCGCGGACCAGUUCGGAGCGCUCAAUGACCUUUAUGGAAAGAAGACAACGCUGUUAUGGACAUAUUUCCUCUUCGCCGCUGGCACGUACUACUUGUUCCAACAGCUGGGUAGAAUUCUAGGCCCUGCCAUAGGUUUCGCUUUGAUCCAAGGACAUUUCAAGGCAAGAUUGAACUGGAAGCUACGGGCUCUACCCAAUGCCUCAGAGCUGGUUCAUAAUAUCCUCAACGACGACAACUUCGCCCAUACAUUGCCAGCCCCCGUGCAGCGUCUUGUCCGUGAAUGCUAUUUGUAUGGGUUUCAAUUUGCUGCCCUGUUUCCGAUAAUCAGUACUAUUGCGGCGCUGCCUAUUCUUAUGCUGACCAUUGAGUCUCUUCCUAUAUUCUCGUUGAAUUCAUCGGUAUAUUACCUUCAGACGGUCCUGAAGAUGUACUUUCAGCCUCUUGCCAUCCCUUCGUUGUUUGGCUUGUUUGCUAUUGCGCGUAGUGAAGCUCCUAAGGCUCCUCCCACAAUCAACUCACUAGGCGCACUACAGGCCUUAAAGUACAAUUACCUGGACCCCUGGAACAAUGGAGCAGCGGCAGUCUUGGCUUAUGAGCCUCGGAGCAGCGCAGAGGCGUGGGCAAAAUGCGAUGCCAUUGGAGAAAGCCUCUAUCCCUUCCAGGAUACAACUGAACUCAAUCGCACCGAAUUGGGCUACGAACUUGACUAUCUCGUCCAUAAUCAGGAUCUGCAACCACACUAUGCACUCUGGAUAGGUUCCUCGAGCACCCCUGGGCAAGCCUGCAUGGCAUAUUCUCAAAAACAAAAGGCUGUCAUCCCGCUGCCUUGCGACACAAAGCUCCCGACACUGUGUACCUCCAGUGCUCCCCCGACUAAUGACAAACACAAAGAACCCGUGAAGUCUUCUCGGAUUUCUAUGUCAUUUGAUGGCUAUAAUAUCACUGGUUAUCGUGAUGCUCGAUCCUUUAGGUUCUUGGGAAUACCUUUUGCCGAUCCCCCGGUCAAUGAGUUGCGGUUCGCGCCUCCGCAACCAUAUACUGGACAGAAAGAGAUCGACGCAACGAAACUACCAGCCUCCUGUAUUCAAUCCCAAUCAAGCUUUGGGACGCUUGAAAACAGUUUUAUCUCAGAAAAUUGCCUUUACCUGAAUGUUUAUACCCCCGUGCUACCAGCCCAGCUUGCUAAGAGUGUUGCGCACAGACCUGUUGCGGUUUACUUCUACGGGGGCGGAUUCACUAAAGGUAGUACGUCUAUGAUUGACUAUGACGGUGGUAACUUCGCCAGUCGUAAUGAUAUUGUGGUUGUUACUGUCAAUUACCGUGUCGGAGCCCUGGGCUGGCUUACAACAAAGAAUCUCACCACUGGAAGCUACGGUACUCAGGACCAGAUCUUGGCUCUAAAAUGGGUUCAGCAGUAUAUAACAACAUUCGGCGGGGACCCUUCACGAGUUACUAUAUUUGGCCAGUCUGCUGGCGGCCAAAGUGUAAUUGCAAUGUUGUCUUCAAGUGCUGCCAGUGGCCUCUUCUCUGCUGCAGUUGUGCAGUCAGCUGCCCUGGACAUACCCUGGUAUUCGCGCCAGGUUUACACAGAGAUCAUCACCCCAAGGAUUGCGAAGGUUGUUGGGUGUGAUAUUGCUGAUGAGCUUGUCAUGCUGUCCUGUCUUCGCUCUAUCCCUGCAGCUAAAUACCUCGACAACUCCACCGAAUUCGUGCACGCGUUAGACGAGAUUGCAGAGGCAGUAGGGAAUGAUUAUCUGCACACAAAAAAGCUCCAGGUUUCUAGCUCGCCAUUCAUGCCUAUCAUUGAUGACCGUGGUUCGGGCGUCAUUGAUGACCAAUUCCAUACCUUGCUUGCGACGAAUCGUCUCCCCAACGCUGUCCCCAUUAUGUUAACGACAAUGACCGAUGAAGCCGCCCUCUACGUGGAUCGCUAUGUUCCUCACAUUCCUUUAAUCGGUAGUAGCAACAUUGGCCUGGAUAUAUUUUUCAACGCUGUCUAUCCUUCCAGCCUGGCAACGUCUCUUAUCAACUCACGCGUUUUCCCUAUUAACUACAGCGACCGAGACAGCCUCCGAAACACCGGUGCCGACGCUCUUACCCACUCGAAAUGGUUCUGUCCUCAGGCCUAUCUACUUCACCACGGUGCCCGUACCGUACUCCCCCAUCUCUAUACUGUCCAGAUUCAGCACGGGCACGUUCAAACCACUGUUGACGUCCCGAAAGUCUGCUCUCCCAAUGACAACUACAACGCCACAUGUCAUACGGCUGAUGUCCUACCUAUCUGGGGUACCUUGAACGCAAAGACCCAGAAUGUUAACCCAUAUUAUGGCCUUAGGGACAUCACCCACUCUCAGAUGCUCAAUGAUAUCUUCAGCUCAUUCUUCCGUACCCAUAACCCAAAUCCCGAUCCCGAGCUUCUCAAGAUUCGUGGCCCAGCCUACUCUUCCACUUUGGAUAUUUUUGGCCUCUCUGGAUAUCAUAUCCCCGAGUAUCAGACUGACGAUCCAAGCUUAUGCUUACUCGGAAUGCCGCCAAGCCAUAUUCAGAACCCGGCCAAAUCUGAUAAAUGCGACGUGUUUACUAAUUACGGAUAUCCAUUCCAGCAUACGGAGUACAGCAGUUAG